Molecule: messenger RNA, 1804 nt
Organism: Melanotaenia boesemani (Boeseman's rainbowfish)
Lineage: Eukaryota; Metazoa; Chordata; Actinopteri; Atheriniformes; Melanotaeniidae
Exons: 2
Coding region: 154-1242 (362 amino acids)
Biological process (GO): G protein-coupled receptor signaling pathway
Cellular component (GO): membrane
Molecular function (GO): G protein-coupled receptor activity
Source: RefSeq, a predicted model, not a curated record
GCAGAGCAUGAUUGAGUGAGUCAGUCUUCAGUCUGGGAGCAGACAGAGAGGAUCAUGCGGCGGAUAGACUUUCUCUCCCAUCAGCUCCACUGCUGCCAUCAUUAUCUUCAUCAUCGUUAUCAUAUAAAUCAAAGCAAACCCAGCUGAGGAAUAAUGUCAUUUAAUAACAGCACGGAAUCGACAGAAGUGUCGGACUACCCCUGUGUGCGCUUUUACGUGUCCACCUUGUCCUUCUCGGUGCUGCUUUUCUUCAACCUCAUCAUCAACUGGACCAUAGUUCGCGAGAAGAGGUUGCGCAGACAUGCCCGCUUCGUGCUGGUCUUCCACCUGCUCGUGUCCGCUCUGAUUCACCUCGGCAUGAGCAGCAUCUUCUACUACCAGAUCCACCUAAAGGCGAAACCGAGCCGCUCCGCGUGCCUGAUCAUGAUCACCGUCCUGAUCAGCAGCGCCUCCAACAUCCUGCUGACGCUCACAGUUAUGGCUUUGGAUCGGUUCUUCGCCGUGUGCCACCCGAUGCGCUACACCUCCGCCUGCACCGCGGGUCACUGGCCUUGGCUUCUGGGUGCGCUCACGUGGCUGGUGGCUUUGGUGAUCCCCCUCAGCUUGUUUCUCCAGCCGAACCCUCAGGUGGAGUAUCACGGAGAGUGUGGCCGGGAGAAGCUGAAGAGAGGCGAACUGCAGAAAGUUCUCUUCAUAAGUGUGUGUUCGCUGCUCAUAUUGUACAGCUAUGUGAGGAUACUAAUGGAGGGGCGGCGGUUAGGCGUGCUCAACCGGCGCAACAGGGCCGGGUGUAAGACGAUCGCCCUGCACGGCACCCAGCUGGCUGUUUACAUCCUCCCCAACUUUGUGAUCUUCGUACUAACUAUUCUCAACAAAAAGGAGUUCAUUCGUCGAGAGACCAAAGAACUAUCCGCUGUGGUUGUUUUUGCUUUCUUCAGCGUUGCGCAGUGUAUUGCGCCCGUUGUUUACGGUUUGCGUAAAGAAGAACUUUUGGAACAGCUGAAUCACAGGUUCCCCUGCUGCUCACGGUACUUAAAGCCUCUCCUCGGCUGGACUGUUCGAGCCAACUGGCCCCAUAAGGAACACAUAUCAAGGGAGCGAACGCUGACAGCUCAGACAAUCAUCUCUGCGGAGAUCCCACAACCCCAAAAGGAAGAGGAAGAGGAAGAAACUGGUCCACUGCCAAUCACAUGUUCCUCACAUGAUUCACACACUGGACAAAGAACAGCAGAAGAUGCCUGAUGGGGAAAAAAGUUGGUUAAUGCCAGGAUUUUACCAGUAACACUUCAUUGUGCAGCUGGUGUAUUCGACUCAGGGGCCAAAAGGAACAAGGGAAACAUCUUUUUAUUCAGACUCCACAUGUCGGCCCAGAGGUGCGGCUACACGUGACAUCAGCGUGUUAUGUUAUGGUCUAUUUUUGACCUUUUCUAGAUGAGUAGUGUGGUAAAUUUACAGAGAAAAUGCUCACUUAUCAGAUCAAACAGCUCUCUUGGGGCAGACUUCCUCGGCUGGUCCAAGGAUUUACAUCAAGAAGCAUUCAGUUGACAGUCCAGCUCCUCCGAACUCCUGAAUCUUCACGGAUUUUGAUCACUGGGAUGGAAGAUGCACUUCAAUAUAUUGACUGCUGGAUGUUGUUGCUGUGUUAUUCAUACAGUAGAUAUUAAAAAAUUGAAAGCUAAAAGGUGCUGACCUUCUAGCAGCAGCCGUUGAGGGAAAGGUAUACACCAAAUUGUGCGAGGAAAAAAAAAAAGUCAAAUGCACAAAUAAAGUUGUAAAAACUUGGAAAAUGCUUUAUGUAAUAAGA